CAAAUAAACCAAAUAAAAUUAAAUAAAACCUUCCUAACCACUCCUCCUUCGCCUCCCUUCACAGAGGAACGAGUCAAGAAGAAGGCGGAGUACAAACCCGUGGACGAGAAACAGCUGAGGGCCGCGCGAGACCAGCGUAAGAAGGAAAUCAAAAUGUGGGAUAUUAUUUACGACAUCGGCGCCUACUCCUUCUUCAUCUGGAUCGUCCUCAUCCUCAGCCACGGCAACAGGGACCCCAACAGCUUCCUCAUGACGGAGGAACUGACUAACAACUUCGUCUUGGCUUCUCUCGAGACCUACGCUCCGGAUAUCAAUCUCUAUGACGUUCAGAACUGCUCGUACUUCUACCACUGGAUGAAGGUCGUGUUCCUGGAGGAGAUUCUCAUGAACGACAACUACCACGGCAGACUGGAGCCCAAACAUGACAACACCAAGAUGCUUCAUGACCGUGUUAACCUGUUGCUGGGUUACGCCACGCUCAGACAAGUGCGGAUUGAAGAAAAGACCUGCAAAGUUCCCAAGCAGAUCCGCAGCGUGACCAACGAGUGCCGCGACAAGUCCUCCAUCGUGGACGAGGAGAAGAGGGACUUCGACGUCGGGUGGAAGCCCUUGCCGGAGAGGAAGAGGCCCAAGGAAGAGUACACGUAUCGCGGCGCCUUGGAGCUCGAGGGCGUCCCCUUCUGGGGGUCGGUGGACGUGUACGGGGCGGGAGGAUACGUCGUCAAGCUAAUAGGCAGCAAGGAGAAACUCAAGGCCAAGAUAGAGCAGCUGGAAAGGGACGGCUGGAUGGACGAGCGAACCAGGGCCGUCUUCGUCGAGUUUUCCCUGUACAACGCGCAGGUCAACCUCUUCGCUGCCUGUCGGAUCGUCAUGGAGCAAGGGCCCGAGGGCGCCCUCCACGCCUUCGUCAAAUUCAACCCCAUCAAGCUCCUCCGCUACAGCGAGGGCUUCGGUCUCUUCGUCAUGAUCUGCGAGGGCGUCUUCAUCCUCUUCAUCGUCUACUACACCUACUGCGAGCUCAAGGGGAUGUGCAGGGACAAGCGGCAGUACUGGAACGACCCUUGGAACUACCUCGAACUGGUGGUUGUUGGCCUUGGUUGGAGCGCCGUUGCCUUCUAUGGAAUACGAACCGUGCUGGGCGUCUCCAUCGUCAACAAAUUCAAAGAGACGGGCGGCAGCGGUUACAUUAAGCUCGAGUACGCAGCUUCCGUCGACGAGAUCUUCCUGUACAUCAUCAGCUUUUUGGUUUUCUUCUCGACGCUUAAAUUCAUCAAGCUUCUCAAGUUCAACAAGCGGAUGGGGCUCCUGACGUCGACGCUGAAGCAGUGCGCGUCGGACCUUUCGGGGUUCAUGAUCGCCUUUAUGUUGUCCUUCUUGGCGUUCGCGCAGCUGUUCUACCUGAUGCACAACGGGAGCCACAUCGACUUCAAUAAUUUCGUGUCCGCUGUGGAGGCGACGUUCGCGGCGAUGUUAGGUAAAUUCGACUACGAAGGGAUGGUGAACUCCUCCCCAAAGCUGGGCCCGAUCACCUUCUUCAUCUUCGCCUUCUUCAACAGCAUCAUCAUGAUCAACUUGCUUCUCACACUCGUCAUCAGGAGCUUCGAAGAGAUCAAGAACAAUCUCCUGAAGCAAGGCAAUGAGUACGAGAUCGUGGACUUCAUGAUGAACAAAGCAAGAGCUGCUGUCGGUCUGGCGCCCAAGAUCAGUUUCGUGGGUCCUUUGAAGGCCACCACGGAGGAGCCGGAGGAAACGCCCAAGACGACCGAGGAAUUCCCAGAAAAAGUGGACCAGCUUCUUUCUUACAUCAACGACUUUUACUUCGAAUCGAAGCUCGAUUUCAACAACAAAGAGUGGCUGAAGCAGAUGUCGACGAAAAAUCACGGUCGAACAUCCUCCGGACUCCAUUCAGGUUGGCACGGUAAAGGCGCCUCUGCCCGUCAAAGGGCGUCGUCAAGCAGAGGAAACGCCCCCAUGUGUCCCUCAACUCUCGAGCUGGAUGGCGUCUAGGCUGGUCGCUGAGGACAAGAGCUAAAGGACAUCUGCGCCUUCUUCAAUAUUGAAAAAAAGUGGAGGGCCAUGUCCUUCCUGCCUCUCGGACCGUAAACAUGAUCAUGAAACUCCUGACAGGAAAAACGUUAAGCUACACCAUCGGCUAAAGGCGGAACUACUUGGUUUCCUUGACUGCACUAGUCCGAGGAUGCCCUUCCUGGAAACUUAUUACCAAAAGGAAGGAAGAAAAAGAAGUUUUGCAGUUACUUUUGUGAUUACCACUGACACGCUACAGUUUAGAAGACACACAAGAGUGAAUGUAUGUUUCCCCUUUUUUGACAGGUCUUGUUAUUUCACUUCUUGUCAGUUUUCCUGCUGGGAAUGUACCUGAUCAUAUUGUUACUUAAAUAUUAACUUUCUUUUGAGCACCAGUGUUUCUUUACAUAAUGUAAAACCAACUAAGUUCAGCAGUAUUUGUCGGAGGAAGAAGGAAUUGCAACAUAUUAAUACAUAUUUUGAUAACACUUGAUUAAUGACAGACCUAUUGUUUCUGCUUCUUUGUUUUAGAAUUAUUUUUUUUCUAGUAUCUCUUCACUGUUCAGAUCAAUCAUUUGACAAAAUGCACUGGCAUUAAAGAUGCAGCAAAUAUUUGUGUUCUGGAAAAUGGUAUAGUCUGUGAUUUAAAGUUACAAUUUCCUUUUACUUGAAGAUAUAUAAUGGUAGUUUACUUGUAUCUGGUUGUAAAUGUCUAGAUAAUCCAUUUCUAAAUGCGUUGACUUUUAGAGAAGGGAAAUGGAAGUUAGUUAAAAAUUUAUGAUGUGCCUUAAUUAAAAUGAAUACAAUUAAACUCUUAGCAAUAUAAAUACAAAAUAUAUAAUAUAAAUUAUUACCAAAUAAAAUAAGUUACCUGCUGGUGUUGUGUUAACAAAUAAAUUAUUUAUGCAACUAAAGUGUGUUUCAAAUUUUUCAACCAGAAAAAGGCUCUGUCAAUGCUUGGGAGUCCAUAUACACGAGUCUGUGUAUAAAAUAUAUGUUAGAUGUCAUGACAGUGAAAAUCUUCCAAGAUUCAUAGAUGCCUUCAGAGCAGAGGCAAAAGUGAAUAAGUCUUUAACCACAUGCCACCGGGGAAUGUCUCUGCACAUAGAUGGCUCUGCUAGUGCUUGGCCACAAAGGAGUCAAUUAGUAUACCUUAUGACCUUACCCGAUUUCACCUUUCCUUGAAUUGGCAGGAAAUUUUUUUUUUUUUUACUGAUGCUAUGAAUAUAAAUGGUGCUGUUUAUUAUAGAGAUUAUAAUUACUGUGAUAUUAUGAACAUUAGUAACAGCAAAAUAAGAUAAUGUACAACAAUUUUGUAAACCAAGGAAAAAGAUAGACUUGCGAGACAGGCAGUACUCAUAAUUGGUUCAUUGGUGACUUAGUACAAGCGUAGUCAUCUAUGUGUAAAAACAAUUAAUAAAGUAAAUUCACAGUAAUGCCAUGCCCGUCAGCUUUGGGUUAAGGGAAGAUGGGAGGAGCAAGAUGGUGAAAACAAGUCAAUGUAUCUCCUAACAAAGGUAUUCAUAUUCAGUGACACAGUAUCAGUGUUCUCUUAUGUCACCAGUGGGAUAUAGGUCAUUAGAUAGUUGAUCAAUAGCUUUCCAUCUUUACUGCCAUCAAUAACCAUACCUAUUGACUGCAGUUACUGCAGUUCAGUCAAUAUAAAAAAAAAAUAUAUAUUUUAUGGAUAGCUUCUUUGCUCCCCAUAUCCUCAAAUCAUUGUCUAAUGCUGGCCACUAUUCCUACAUUUCACUUGACACAUUGACCUUAACUGAUGUGUCUUGGCUUCUGUGUGCCUAUCCUUAUCUCCCUUGCUUUGCUGCAUUAUUUUCCUUCUUUUCCUCUUUAGUACUUCAGUCUUCUCUGCUGGGAAACCUGCUAAAUCUUCAAAUAAACUUAUUUUGUAUAUCCCUGCCCCCUGAAACACACACAAAAGUAUGUGAACUGCUUUCCUCCACCUUCUUAUCUCUAUCAUGGGGUAAAGUCAUAAAAAGCAAAACUGAAAAUCAUUGUUAUUUUAUUAAAAAUGUAUACUAAAAAUUACACCCCACUGGUGCUGUUAGAGUUCCACAGUCUUGGCCUGUGAAGCUGAGGACACCCACUAUAUAAAUAUGUAAAACUCUGAAUCUCUUCAUAUCUUCUCAGGUUUAAAUCAUUUUUAUUUCUUCACCAAUCGUCAUUUUGUUAUCUCAGACUUCUAGCUGCAAAAAAAAAAAUGAAUACAGGGACAAAUAUCUUCAGUGACUUCAUAUAGAAAACAUUCAAACUCUUUCUGAAAACCUAAUAUAAUUCCACACACAGUAGAUUAUGCAUAUUACAAAUUAAGUAUUGUAAACAAGGUGACUAGGGCUAAGGGAAUCCUGUGAUAAUUCUGGUCAUCUUGGAGCACAUCAACAUUCUAUUAUUGCACCUCAAAAACAUAUCACUAAAAAAUAAAUAGUUAAUAAAUAUUUCUGACUUCCAAAUUAGUAUAUUAGUACUGCAUAAAAAGAAACAAGGAUAAAUAAACAGAUGAAUGAUUAACUUUGCUUGAGCUGCUUUUUCUCAAGUCACAUUUUAUGCACCAGGAUUUCAGUCUUUAUAAGCUCUUCUGCCAUCAACUUUUAGAGCUGGUAUUUAUGUAAAGAUCUGGUAGCUUUCUUGAAAAUGAAAUGAAUUACAAUUGUCUAUUCACAGUAUACACAAUGUAAAGCUUAUUCUGUGUAUGACAUGAGGAAUAAUAUCUAUGAAUGCUGAAAGUCUCUCAUAACAAUGUAUUUUAAAUGUACUUGCUCCAGUGCAGUUAAAUAGUAUAGUAAAUAUUUAUCAUCCUUACUGAAGAUACAGCCUUCAACUCAAGCUAAACACGUUCUCCUUUAUUUUCAAUUCCAAAUAAAUUCAUGUAUUUGCUGCCUUCACUUUUAAAAAUGACAAUAACUUUUGGCUACUUUUCAUUAUCUUCUUUUAUCUUUGUGAAUAUUUAAGAACAGGAGCUUAGUCAGUGCUGAUUCUUAGUAUAUUUACCAAUGAAAGGAAAAAAUGAGGCACUGCACCUCCUACAAGAUACUAAUAAUCAUAACAAUGGUAACAAAAACCAUGGCAUCAGCAGACCAAGGCAGAUGGGCUACCUUAACAAAAUUAUGGUCAUUUAGAGGCAUCCAUUAUUAAAUCAUGUAACCACAGUUCAGUAAUACGAAAAAAAUAGUUUUUCAUAUGAUUUCCUUCACAUUUACCAAGUGUCAAAAAAAAUUAUGCAGGCCAUAUAAAAUGAAAAAAACAAAAAACUAAUACUAAUGACUGACUUUAUUUUGUUGCCAAAUUUUGGGACUUGUGGCCAUGACAGCAAAUGGCAAAUGUUCCAAUUUCCUACAAAUUACUAAGACAAUGUAAAAAUGUGACUAAUGGUGAAAAAGUAUUUAUACUAUUUACAGACCAGUUUCUAAAAUUUAUUUUGUAAAAAGAGAAAAUUCUACCAUUGAUAAAUCACACCAUUUUUUGUUAAAGUUUUAUAUAAAGUCCAAAGUUAUAUUUUUUUCAGAACAAGAGCUUAUCAGCUGCAUGUUACCUCACUGAUAACAUCAAUUUACAAUCAUAAACUUGUAGGCCCCUGUCAAUCACUUACUAUAUUACAUAGCAUAACAAUUUCUAAAACAGAUUUCCCAUCAGUCUUGUUAAUUUUCUAAGCUGCAAUUCAGCUGCCCACAAACCAUAACACAGCACAAACAAACUGCACCACAUAGUAUGCAAAGUUUUAAAAUAAUGACUGUCUGAUUCGUAAGCUGCUUAAAACAAUUUAAAUUAAAUACAAAACUCAUACAAAUGCUCAACAAAAAAUAUCAAAGUGACUUUCUAAAGAAAAGAAAAAAAAAAACCUUAUUGAAAGUAUUUGACUUUAAAAAAGUACUCUUAACCUAGAAGUGGAUAAUUUCUUCAAUAAAACAUAUAUCUGCUAACAUCAAUAGGUUCAAUGCAAUUACAAUGAAGAUAAAAUCACAUAUUUAUCUCUUUAAACAAACAAAAAAGUAAAAUGUGAUAAAAGAGGAUCUCUUGUCAAAAAUAAACACAAAAAUA
Penaeus chinensis is the source of this 6075-nucleotide messenger RNA. RefSeq names its product polycystin-2-like. The coding region runs from base 154 to 2007 and encodes 617 amino acids. The transcript has 11 exons. Gene Ontology annotation, cellular component: membrane. The record is from RefSeq and is a predicted model, not a curated record. Lineage: Eukaryota; Metazoa; Arthropoda; Malacostraca; Decapoda; Penaeidae. Gene Ontology annotation, molecular function: calcium ion binding; calcium channel activity. Gene Ontology annotation, biological process: detection of mechanical stimulus.